AUGGCUACAAUGCCUUCUGAUUUGCUUGUAACCAAGAAAGCCUUCGCAUUCUUUCAGAAUGCGUGUCUUCAACACCGCUUCAUUCGAUCCAAGGACACAUCAAAUAUUGUAGAACGACCAGAGCGUCUCAGAGCUGUCAGCAUUGGGCUGGCUGCGGCAAUCGCUCGUCUAGAAGAGGUUGUAUCUAGUGGCGCACCAAAUCAAACAACCUCCAGCAGCACAGCAAAGCAACCCGAUCCAAAUGACUUGGCUGAAGUCAUGGGUCGAAUGAAGCUAGAGCACGAUUCUCCUUUAUUUGUUAGAUCACCGGUUUCAGUCGUUCAAAGCCAAGCCACCGUCGACAUUUUGAACAACCCUGCGGUUAAAUUCGUCCACGGCGAUAUCGAGGGAGAUGUGUAUCUCGAAAAUCUCAAGGCAUGGGUCAAGGGCAGCUCAGAUAAGGUCCUCAAUAACGAAUGUGAAAUUCCCGAACACCUUUCGCAGGGAGACUUGUAUCGUAGGCUCUUCGCAAUUUGUGUGACUCGGCCGAAACGACUCAUUCUCUUCUUAGUCUGUCCCGAAUCGAUCGACGCGAUACAAGGUGCCGUUGGUACCGUUUGCCAAGCCGUAGAUAUGGUGGUCGCAUCUUCUCGCGGGGCGUCCGGAGCAUCUGGGGCCUCCUCAACGUCUCGUCGAGCAUUUGUCGCAAUCCGACCGCCGGGACACCACUGUGGUGAAGAUACGCCCUCUGGCUUUUGUUUUAUAAACAAUGUUGCCGUAGGUGCCGCUCAUGCUCACCUUCAACAUGGAAUCAAUCGCAUCGUUAUAGUUGAUAUUGAUCUCCACCAUGGCAACGGCACUCAGUCUAUCGUAUGGCAAAUCAACGAGGAGACCUAUCGCAAGGUUCUUGAGCAAAAAGGGGGUGGACCACCCUCCUCACCUGGGCCUCAAAUUUACUACGGAUCCACGCACGACAUUCUUUCGUACCCGUGCGAAGAUGGGAAACUCAAUCUUAUCCAGGCGGCUUCGGUCUCCAUCCACAAAUCUCAUGGACAAUACAUUGAGAAUGUUCAUCUGCAAGAAUAUACUUCAGAAGAACAUUUCUGGGACGCCCUGUACAAGCAUGAAUAUAGCAAAGUCUUGCGAAGGGCAGAAGAAUUUCUGGAUGGUACAGGCGGCCCUGGCGAUGAUGUCAUGGUAUUCAUCAGUUGUGGAAUGGACGCUUGUGAGCACGAAUACGAGUCGAUGUCGCGCCACAACCGUAAAGUUCCUUCGUCCUUUUACUAUCGCUUCGCGCAAGAUGCUUGCGCGUUAAGCGAAAAGUACGCGCGAGGACGUGUCGUUAGCGUCCUAGAAGGCGGGUAUAGCGACCGUGCACUGAUUAGCGGCGCGAUGGCACACAUGUGUGGAUUAGUAGAUCUACCAUCCUCUCUAAAAAUAGAGGAGGAUUGGUGGAGCGUAGAAAACUUGAUCAAGCUCGAGAAAUUAACCAAAAGACGCCGAGGCGGCAGACCUUCCCUCGGUGCCUCUGGUUCUGCUGAGCCCUGGCUGGAGCGGACAAUUGCGAUACUUGAGCCCUUAGAAACAUUGUCAGUGUCGUCCUCUCGACGUCCCAUCGCAUCCACACCUCCCACAUCGAUGACCCUACGCGAUAGGACAAAGGUCAAGACAACGUCUGCAGCAGGAUCCCCUUCUCGCCCCAGCACGACGCCGGCGAAGUCCACUGUGCCUGCCUCAGCUUCUGCUCCAAAUGCUAGUGGUACAUCAGGUUUUGAGGCCGGUUCAACAGAAGGUGAUGCUACUCGGACAAACAAGCUACCACGCGUUAUCUUGAGGUUGGGCCCGAAGCCCCCUGAUACAACUUGA
This is a messenger RNA of Laccaria bicolor S238N-H82, 1845 nucleotides long. Its product is annotated as histone deacetylase complex protein. The transcript has 6 exons. Gene Ontology annotation, molecular function: histone deacetylase activity. The record is from RefSeq and is a predicted model, not a curated record. Gene Ontology annotation, cellular component: nucleus. Lineage: Eukaryota; Fungi; Basidiomycota; Agaricomycetes; Agaricales; Hydnangiaceae. Bases 1 to 1845 code for a protein of 614 amino acids.